CUCGACUACUUUCAAUCAGCACCCACAUAUAGCACUACAAACAACACGUCUCCAUCAGCUACACUACAACUACCCAUCUCUCGAAGCCCACCAUAUCAUCCUGCUCCCUAGGGCUCUGGCAUCAACUGUCACAAUGGUCGCCUCCCCACCCUCCCCCAAUUUCUUCACGAAACGCAUAAUCCACCCCCUCGGCUUCACAAAAACCUACAACUUCUGGCUCUACUUCAUCUUCGGCGGCGCAUUCGUAGGCUUCGCCCUAGCCCGCUUCUCCUACCUCGACUUCUCGCGAAACUUCUGCCCUUCCUCCGGGUCCUCCUCCAGUGGCAAUGGCGCCGCGCCCGGAGAAUGCUACUACUACCUCAACUUCAGCCAGUACAAAAUCGGCAUCUUGUUGCAUCUCGCUGGCGUGCUACCCGCGAGUCUCCUCGCUGUGCUGCAAUUCACGCCGUUUAUUCGAAAGAGGUGGAUUAUCGUUCAUCGAAUCGGAGGCUACGCUGCGUUGCUGCUUUACCUGGUGGGCCUCGCUGGCGCACUGAUGAUCGCACGGCAUGCAUUCGGCGGCGGGCUUGAUGUACAGGCUUGGAUUGGACUCGCUGGGCUGGCAUCGCUGGGCUGCUUUAUCGUCAGCUAUAUCAACGUCAAGAGGUUGCAGAUUGAGCAGCACCGAGCGUGGAUGCUUCGGGGCUGGUUCUACGCCGGCACCAUCAUCACGACUCGACUCAUCCUGAUCAUCGCCGCGCAAGUCAUCGCAUCGCAAAAUUACUACGUCGUCUGGUCCUGCGCAAAGCUCGCCGCGACGAUCGCCGGUGACAUGGAUCUAGCGUCUUCGUACCCUGCCUGCGCAGCCUUCGUCAACGGCACUGAUCCUGAGGCCGUCUCCAGCGUCGCGGCGACAUUUGCGGUUGGGGGUCCGGAGAACACGGGGGCCGCGUUGAAUGCGGGGUUUGGUAUGGCGUUGUGGGUGUCGCUCGCGCUGCACGCUUUUGGUGUGGAGGUGUACUUGCAGCUUACGCCGAAGGAAGCGCAGAGGUUGAGGCAGAUCAGUUAUCAGAGGCAGUUGGAGGCGGGCAUGCGCAAUCCGGGAUCGGCUGGUCUUACGGCAGAUCGGCUGGGAGAUGCGGAGAAGUGGGUUCCGGUUGAGACUAAGGAAGACGGUGUGAGCACGGAAAGGAGUGAGGCGACUGACUCUACUGCUGUGGCGGAGACGAAGUAACGACGGGUGCUAUUUCUCAGGUGUUUUCGCAUAGCGUAGAGCGUUUUGUUUUUCGAUUGAGCUUCUGGGAGCGAGGCGUUAGACUAGUCAUUUGUGUAGAACGUUGAGAUAUAAUUCAGAAUAACAUUCAAAACUCCGCCCCUAAUUUCGUUGAGGUUAUCAAUAAUUCAU
Molecule: messenger RNA, 1384 nt
Organism: Alternaria rosae
Lineage: Eukaryota; Fungi; Ascomycota; Dothideomycetes; Pleosporales; Pleosporaceae
Exons: 1
Coding region: 134-1213 (359 amino acids)
Source: RefSeq, a predicted model, not a curated record